Molecule: messenger RNA, 1373 nt
Organism: Leptidea sinapis
Lineage: Eukaryota; Metazoa; Arthropoda; Insecta; Lepidoptera; Pieridae
Exons: 6
Coding region: 29-1261 (410 amino acids)
Source: RefSeq, a predicted model, not a curated record
UGGAAGUAUAUGAACUGGUGAAUAGAAAAUGACUUCCAGAAGAACAGAAGACCGUCACAUAGACCUUAUAAAUAAGUUGCUGCUGAAGUCCGGGAUAGAAUGUGUUAGAACAACAAUCGAUUCGGAAAGAUCGACUUCAGGGUCAAGAGAAAGCGAAGAUCAAGGUAAAGUUGAACAAGUAGAGGAACAACAUUCAGAGCCAGAGCCUGAAGAAGAAAGCAUAAUUGAAGUAGAAGAAGAAGAAACAGAGGAGCAGAAGAUAUUUCCAUCGCCGUCAUUGAGAAGAGUCCUGUCCGAUCACAAAAGAAAGCUUGAAAGUCAACUCAGGAUUCACGUAUUGCCUGAUGAAUUCAAGACACAUAUAGAUCCAAAUUUGAUACCGCAUAUAGCAUAUACGGCCCCUCAGAAGUAUAUGGAUAUCUUGGGAGAACUGACAGGUUGUACUCGGUAUAAAUCAAGUCUGGCUGAGUAUUGGGUUCUUGAUACUUUAGCUAAUUUGCUGAGAAGGGCGCAGGAGGACCAGAUGGAUAAAGAAUCACAAGCAGUAUUAAUCCUCUGGUUCUGCGAGUGGAUGAAAGAGAUGCAGCAGUUCGAUGCAGCUGACCGGCAACGAAUGUUAAGAAGGUUCAAGGAUACUAUGCUAUCGGCUGCAAGAGUCGUUGCCGAAUAUGAUCACCUGCCGACUCCUGCUGAAGCUGGCGUGCAUUACAAGAGUCAAGAAGACACAGAGAGCCACGUCACCUCGAAGGUGUCAAACGCAAGACACCUGGUCACCUUUGAGGGCGGAGUGUAUGAAUGUUCCUUGCUCAAUCUGAUCAAUAUCAUACAUUAUUUGUUCGAUUUAUUCAGUACUGACUACCAGUUCGACCUGGUACGCUCGGUGUUCACUCAUACUCCCGACUACAACCUGAUUGAUGCACCAUACCAGAUACGUAAUCCGAAGCGGCUUUUCGCGCCGCUCAAAUUGAAACCCAGGAAAGAAAGGACGCCCAAGAAGGAACAGAAGCCGCAAAAAGGCAAGAAGAAAGAAGUGGACACCGAUGAAUAUUUGGCACUUUUAGAGCUCAAAGCGCGCGAUGAACGGGAGCAAGAAGAACAAGAAGAGAGGGAUCAAUUAGAAUGGCAUCGACGUACCAAUAUCCUGCCGUUACAGUUCGCAGUAGAUGAUGAGUUCUUCGACAAAUACUGGCCUCCGCCUCCACCAGAACCAGAACCUGAGCCGGAACCGGAGCCCCAGAAGAAGGGAAAAGGGAAGAAGUGAUAAUAUUUGCCGCAGAAAUAAACAUUAAAUGUUUUCUUUACGUACAUACAUACAUAAGUACAUAACGGAAUCGAACUAUCUCGCGAGUUAUACAUAGCUGAACUACUUACCU